Molecule: messenger RNA, 1029 nt
Organism: Ziziphus jujuba (common jujube)
Lineage: Eukaryota; Viridiplantae; Streptophyta; Magnoliopsida; Rosales; Rhamnaceae
Exons: 2
Coding region: 306-749 (147 amino acids)
Source: RefSeq, a predicted model, not a curated record
AAAAAAAAAGACAUGAAAAAGAGAGUUGAAAACUUGGAAGAGGGGAGGUCUAGAAAGAAAUUCCCGGGAAAGUCAAAACCAGUAAUGUAAUUGGUACUUUUGGUUUUGGGAUGGAGUAAAUGAUCGACGACGGCGAGUGGGCAAAACCCGAGAGAAGAAUACACCCGAUUUAAUUGGCAACGUCCAGAUAUCCGACCCGCAUCGCACAAAGCCAUAACGACGACGCAAAAGCCUGUCGCUUGAUCUCCUCCAAAUCAAACCAAACACCGAAAGUCCCCAAAUUUCAAGAAAUCUCACAGUGAGAAAUGCAAAAUCCAAGGAUGCCUAUAACUGAUGAACUUUCAAAUCCAAAGCCUCGGAAAAAGAAGACACCAACCCAAAAGGCUCCUGUGUAUCAAGUAAAAAAGAAUGAUGUCAAAGGGGUUCAAGGAUCCCUGCCAUUAAAAACAGGGCAGCAGAAAGCCUCCAAAAGAAUCUCGAGGACUGAAGUUUCUCCGAUAUUCCACCAACCAGAAAGGUCAAACUCAGAUUCAUUGCCAGAUUCCUCUACAUCUGGAAAUGAGUACCGAGCACUGAGGCGGAAAUAUUUGCUGCUGGAAGAAGAGAGCUUUACAUUGGGGAGAGAGCUAAAAGAGGUUGAAGAUGAGGUUAAGACCUUGGAAGAUGAGAAACUUGCCCUCUUGGAUCAUCUUGUUGUGUUAGAAGGCUUAAUUGACCCUUCAGAGUUGCAUUCCCAGGGAAAAUUAUAGCUUCAUUUCUUUGUAUUAUUACUGACUGUGACUUUGAUAAUAGAUAUGGACGUAUUGUUUCAUAUUUUGUUUGUCAAUUCUAAGCCCUUGUUAUACAAUUGGCUCCUAGAUAAGCUUUCAUAGUUUGUUCUAGGAAACUCAAUUUACAGCGACUAGAAUUCUAGAUCGUAGUUAAGAAUAGUCUUUUGUAAUGCAGUAGUCAAAUUUGUCCUAGUAUCACUAUCCGUAGUAUUGUACUCUAUAUUGAACCUCUCGAGAGAAUGCACCUUUCAUUCUAUCA